Molecule: messenger RNA, 1162 nt
Organism: Boeremia exigua
Lineage: Eukaryota; Fungi; Ascomycota; Dothideomycetes; Pleosporales; Didymellaceae
Exons: 1
Coding region: 194-1147 (317 amino acids)
Source: RefSeq, a predicted model, not a curated record
UGCGCAUCAUGCCAAUUACAGAUCCCUGUCGUUAAUCCAUCGUCGCAUCCCAUACAACUGCGGAUGAUGUCUAGUCGUGCAUUUACCUGAUCGCUCGUCGCUACUGAAGCUGUUUGUCACCUCCCUCCCUUUCAGCAGUUCUUGCAGCUGCGUCCUCUCUUUAAACUCAAUUCAUCGUUCCAUACAAUUCACCAUGCGUGCCUUCGCCGCGGUCCUUGCAACACUCCUUCCUUGCGCGGUGCUUGGACAGCUGGUCGACAGCGAUGGUUAUACGGGCUAUAAGCUCGACAUCCGUGAGGAUGGCGACCCUCUCGCCGUUUUGUAUGAGACCGAGAAUACAACUCCCAACGUUUCUGCCUUGGUCCCUGAGCCGGAUGUCCUCCUGAACGCUUCAGUCUCCAUCGGAGAGAUCUACGUCGGCGUCGACAAUUUGACCGCGAAGAUCAAUUUGGACGCACAGGUGCUCUCGUUGCUAUCUUUCAAUGCCGGUGUCGAUCUCUCGAUCGACAAGGUAUCAAUCUUGAUCCAGAACGUUACCGCAAAAGUCUAUCUGGAAGCACGUCUUACAAACCUUGUCAGUAUGGUCAGCGACGUGCUCGACAGCAUCGACCUCAACCCUAUCAUUGCCGAACUGGGCAAUGGCUUGGGAAGCAUCAUCAACGACACCGCCGGCCUGAUUGGCGACGUUGCUGAUGGCAUCACUGGAUCAGGAUCGAAUUCGACGACUUCCGGCUCGCCAGCUUCUGCAGCAAGCAAGCGAUCAGAGGACCUCAUGCAGUUCGACAUCAGGAACAACAUUCUUUACUCACAUAACGACUUUUCUGGGAACACGCAUACUCGUCGUGUUCUCGCACAGAACGGAGACAUCAUCGAGCAAAAGCUGAACAACUACGGGUCCAUCUCGAAUGAGCGUGUAGUAGGCAACUACGAGAAGAACAUGCGCUUCAAUGGCUUUAAUGAAAGUGUUACAUUCAAGGGCGAGGAGGUUAGGGAGGAGGAGUACGUUUACGAGCCAUUCAAAGGACUGUUCUCAAUCAUCGGCGUGUUCAAAAACAAGGCUACGGGCGAGGUAGUGGGCACCCAGUUGUUGGCUGAGGCGAGAGGGGGCGGAAGUGCGACGAUUGGGACUGACCGGGAUCAAAGGUAGACAAGGUUCUACAAC